AUGAAGAAAAAUGUGUUCAUACCGCCGCUAAACUGGGACAAACUGUAUGCCAAAAUAAAAGAGAUCAGGGAGACAACGGAGGCCCCGGUAGACACGGUGGGAUGCUCAAAGUUAUUCGACAAAUCGGCCUCAAACGAAACGAGGCGGUAUCAAAUUCUACUUGCACUUAUGCUCAGCGCUCAAACAAAAGAUCAUGUAACUGCAGCAGCAAUGCAUUCGUUGAUUGAGCAUGGCUGCACACCGGAGGUAAUAGCAAAAAUGCCUGCGAAGAAGCUCGAUGAGUUUAUUUCGAAAGUGGGUUUUCAUAACAUGAAGACGAAACAUAUCAAAGGAGCAACUGACUCUAUUUUAAAGCGACACCAAGGAUGUGUGCCGCAAUCUUACGAGGAACUGAUUGCUCUUCCAGGUGUGGGGCCCAAAAUGGCACAUAUAUUCCUACAAGCAGCUGACGGUGUGGUGGUUGGCAUCGGAGUGGAUACGCAUGUUCACCGCAUAGCGCAGCGUUUCAAUUGGGUGCCAAUGACAGUGAAGACACCGGAAGAUACACGAAAGGCACUUGAAUCUUGGCUUCCGCGCGAGUAUUGGGGUGAGAUUAAUGAGGUUUUAGUGGGAUUAGGGCAAACUGUAUGUUCUCCUCGCUUUCCACACUGCUCUGAGUGUGCAGCUAGGCAAUUGUGCCCUAGCGCCUUUAAAGAAAGUAGACAAGGUGGAAAACGGCAAAGGGUUCUUGAUAUUGAGGAUAUCGAAAAAACGAGACCCUAUAAAAGUUCUAAGCGAGGUUGA
This is a messenger RNA of Trypanosoma grayi, 783 nucleotides long. Its product is annotated as endonuclease III. Gene Ontology annotation, cellular component: nucleus. NCBI's taxonomy places the organism in Eukaryota, Euglenozoa, Kinetoplastea, Trypanosomatida, Trypanosomatidae. Gene Ontology annotation, biological process: base-excision repair; base-excision repair, AP site formation; nucleotide-excision repair. Gene Ontology annotation, molecular function: DNA-(apurinic or apyrimidinic site) endonuclease activity; DNA binding; oxidized pyrimidine nucleobase lesion DNA N-glycosylase activity. The coding region runs from base 1 to 783 and encodes 260 amino acids. The record is from RefSeq and is a predicted model, not a curated record. The transcript has a single exon.